AGCCAAGCGUCAGGCUGGUGCCAGGGCUCAGCAACAGGGAGGCGCCGGCCGAGGCGGGGAGAACUUUGCGCUCCGAGCAGAGCCACCCUUUGCUGGCCAGUCGCGUCGCUCCUCGCUCCUCGGAGGAAGCCAGCGGCGGGCAGCGCCUGGGCGGAAAGAGGACGAAAGAAGAAAGAGAGGAAGUAGCGAGGGAAGUAGGAACAUGAAGCCAGUGCCGGGGAAGCCCGCCAGGGGAUGGCCCGCGGAGGAGCGCGGCGGGUUUGGCUGCUUCUCCGCAUCCCGGCGGCCGUGAGCACCUGCUCCUCCCGCACGACCCCAAAGACAUAAGUGCGUCUUGCUCGCUCGCCUCGGUGGAGAAGGAAGAGAAAAGAAUCCAAGGGAGCUCAUCACCCUCCUCGGUCUCCGCUGCCCCCCUAGGACUCCGGGGGGCCGGACUCAGAGCCGCCCUGCAUGCAGAUGGGGCGGGCGAGGAUCGGGCGCCCCAGCCGCGGGUGAGCGGUACCGGCCCGCCUGGCUCCGCGCAGGGACUGGGCGGGCAGAGGAUGCGAGGCGCUCGGACCCAGGAGCGGGAUCUGAGAGCGGCGAGGGCGCGCUAGGCUGCCCCUCGGAUGGCCCGGGGACCAGAGCUCCUGCUCCCGGGACGGCUUCUCCGCAUCCAGUGAGCCAGCCGUGCGCGCGGGACCUGGGGGCGGAGACCUCAGGCGGCGGCGGCUGCAAAGGGGGGCCGGCCGGACGCAGGAGGGGGCGCGCUUUCUGCCCGCGGGUCUCAGUAAUGAGGAGACUGAGUUUGUGGUGGCUGCUGAGCAGGGUCUGUCUGCUGCUGCCGCCGCCCUGCGCGCUGGUGCUGGCCGGGGUGCCCGGCUCCUCCUCGCACCCGCAGCCCUGCCAGAUCCUCAAGCGCAUCGGCCACGCGGUGAGGGUGGGCGCGGUGCACCUGCAGCCCUGGACCACGGCCCCCCGCGCUCCGGACGGCAGCCGGGCGGGCGCCCAGCGCGAUGAGCCCGAGCCCGAGCCCGCGACGUGGCGGCCCCCGGCGGCGCCCUCGCCCGGGGCGCGCUGGCUGGGGGGCGCCUUGCACGGCCGGGGGCCGCCGGGCGUCCGGAAGCCCGGGGAGGGCGCAGGAGGGGCCAAGACCCUAUGGCCUCGGGACGCCCUUCUCUUCGCCGUGGACAACCUGAACCGCGUGGAAGGGCUGCUGCCCUACAACCUGUCUCUGGAAGUGGUGAUGGCCAUCGAGGCGGGCCUGGGCGACCUGCCGCUCCUGCCUUUCUCCUCCCCGAGCUCGCCCUGGAGCAGUGACCCUUUCUCCUUCCUGCAGAGCGUGUGCCACACCGUGGUGGUGCAGGGGGUGUCGGCGCUGCUGGCCUUUCCCCAGAGCCAGGGCGAGAUGAUGGAGCUGGAUCUGGUCAGCUCCGUCCUGCACAUCCCGGUGAUCAGCAUCGUGCGCCAGGAGUUUCCGCGGGAGAGUCAGAAUCCCCUUCACCUACAGCUGAGUUUAGAAAAUUCAUUAAGUUCUGAUGCUGAUGUCACUGUCUCAAUCCUGACCAUGAACAACUGGUACAAUUUUAGCUUGUUGCUGUGCCAGGAAGACUGGAACAUCACCGACUUCCUCCUCCUCACCCAGGAUAACGCCAAGUUCCACCUCGGGUCUAUCAUCAACAUCACCGCCAACCUCUCCGCCACCGAGGACCUCCUCAGCUUCCUGCAGGCCCAGCUGGAGAGCAUCCAGAACAGCACGCCCACCCUGGUGAUGUUCGGCUGCCACAUGGACAGCAUCCGGCGGAUUUUCGAGAUCACCACCCAGUUUUGGGUAAUGCCCUCUGAGCUUCGCUGGGUGCUGGGGGACUCACAGAACGUCGAGGAACUGAGGACAGAAGGUCUUCCCUUAGGGCUCAUCGCUCAUGGGAAAAAAACGCAGUCGGUCUUUGAGUACUAUGUGCAAGAUGCCAUGGAAUUGGUUGCAAGAGCCGUAGCCUCCGCCACCAUGAUCCAGCCAGAACUUGCUCUCAUUCCCAGCACGAUGAACUGCAUGGAUGUGGAAACCGCAAACCUCACUUCAGGACAAUAUCUGUCAAGGUUUCUAGCCAACACCACUUUCAGAGGCCUCAGUGGUUCCAUCAAAGUAAAAGGUUCCUCUAUCAUCAGCUCAGAAAACAACUUUUUCAUCUGGAAUCUGCAACAUGACCCUCUGGGAAAGCCAAUGUGGACCCGCUUGGGCAGCUGGCAAGGGGGAAAGGUUGUCAUGGACUAUGGAAUUUGGCCAGAGCAGGCCCAGAGGCAUAAAACCCACUUCCAAAACCCAAGUAAGCUACACCUGAGAGUGGUUACCCUGGUUGAGCAUCCAUUUGUCUUCACUCGGGAGGUAGACGAUGAAGGCUUGUGCCCUGCUGGCCAACUCUGCCUUGACCCCAUGACUAAUGACUCUUCCAUAUUGGACAGCCUUUUUAGUAGCCUCCAUAGCGGUAAUGAUACAGUGUCCAUCAAACUCAAGAAGUGCUGCUAUGGAUAUUGCAUUGAUCUGCUGGAAAAGCUAGCAGAAGACAUGAACUUUGACUUUGACCUCUAUAUCGUUGGAGAUGGAAAAUAUGGAGCCUGGAAAAAUGGGCACUGGACUGGACUAGUGGGUGAUCUCCUGAGUGGUUCAGCCCACAUGGCAGUCACUUCCUUCAGCAUCAAUACUGCACGAAGUCAGGUGAUAGACUUCACCAGUCCUUUUUUCUCCACCAGCUUGGGCAUCUUAGUGAGGACCCGAGACACAGCAGCUCCCAUUGGAGCCUUCAUGUGGCCACUCCACUGGACAUUGUGGCUAGGGAUUUUUGUGGCUCUGCACAUCACUGCCAUAUUCCUCACUCUAUAUGAAUGGAAGAGCCCCUUUGGUAUGACUCCCAAGGGGCGGAAUAGAAGUAAAGUCUUCUCUUUCUCUUCAGCCUUGAAUGUCUGCUAUGCUCUCUUGUUUGGUAGAACAGCAGCCAUCAAACCCCCAAAAUGCUGGACUGGAAGGUUUCUAAUGAACCUUUGGGCCAUUUUCUGUAUGUUUUGCCUUUCUACAUACACGGCAAACUUGGCUGCUGUCAUGGUCGGUGAGAAGAUCUAUGAAGAGCUUUCUGGAAUACAUGACCCUAAGCUCCAUCAUCCAUCCCAGGGCUUCCGCUUUGGAACUGUCCGGGAAAGCAGUGCUGAAGAUUAUGUGAGGCAAAGCUUCCCCGAAAUGCAUGAGUACAUGAGAAGGUACAAUGUACCAGCCACCCCCGAUGGCGUGGAGUAUCUGAAGAAUGAUCCCGAGAAACUAGACGCCUUCAUCAUGGACAAAGCCCUCCUGGACUAUGAAGUGUCAAUAGAUGCUGACUGCAAGCUUCUUACUGUGGGGAAACCAUUUGCCAUAGAAGGAUACGGCAUCGGGCUGCCCCCCAACUCUCCGCUGACUUCCAAUAUAUCUGAGCUGAUCAGUCAAUACAAGUCCCACGGGUUUAUGGAUGUGCUGCACGACAAGUGGUACAAGGUGGUUCCCUGUGGCAAGAGGAGUUUUGCUGUCACUGAGACGCUGCAGAUGGGCAUCCAGCACUUCUCCGGGCUCUUCGUGCUGCUCUGUGCCGGGCUGGGUCUGUCCAUCCUGACAGCCAUCGGCGAGCACAUCGUGUACCGGCUGCUGCUGCCACGAAUCAAGAACAAGUCGAGGCUGCAAUACUGGCUCCACACCAGUCAGAGAUUGCACAGAGCGCUAAACACGUCAUUUGUAGAGGAAAAGCAGCCGCGUUUCAAGACUAAACGUGUGGAUAAGAGGUCCAACGUGGGACCCCGUCAGCUCUCCGUGUGGAAUACUGCCCAUCAGAGUCACGACAUCCCACGAAAAUACAUCUUCAGUGAGGAGGGAGGACAGAACCCGCCGGGCCUGGGGCCCCCCCAGGACAUCCCCCUCCCUCCACGGAGGAGAGAGCUCCCCGCCUCGCUGACCACCAACGGGAAGGCAGACUCGCUGCAGGGAGCGCGGACCUCGGUGAUGCAGGAGCUGGUGGAGCUGGAGAAGCAGAUCCAGGUGAUCCGGCAGGAGCUGCAGCUGGCCGUGAACAGGAAGGCGGAGCUGGAGGAGUACCAGAGGGCGCGCCGGACUCGGGAGUUCUAGGCGGCCACGCUGCGCCCCCUCGGCCCCUGGCCUUCCUCGGAGCCCUGGGGACACCCGGGGAUGCUCCUUUGUAACCACUGAUGAAGGUAUGGGGGACUGAGGUCUGGGUCUUAGAGGUCAAGUCCGGCCUGUCCGGCAGCAGCUCUUCCCACGCUCACCCUCUAGGUGUCCAGGGUAGCAGCCUUCCAGGGCAGGAAUCUAACUAGUCAGGAGCGAGCUCUGGGCAAGGGAUCUGCGAAUAACAGACAAUCCCAGCUCCGCUAGCCCCCGACCUGGUGCCACAGGGCUACUGGUUUUCAGCUCUUUUCUCUGCACUGACAAGGGAUGCAAAUUCGUUACUCAUUCCCUUGUCUUACUGGGUGGCUGGUUUUAUUCUCAGUAUAGAGCAGGGUUGGCAGGGUUGUGGUUUUUGAUACAACUCCCCGAUCUAGAUUUGUUCCUGCUUUCUGAGUGGGGGACAGGGUCAGGGCUAGAGAAGCUAAGGGCAGCGAAGUGGGCGUUUCCAGACAUUGGCUUGAGCUCAUCCGUAUUGCAGCUGGCCCCGGCUUGAUUGGAUCCCGUAGAGCCUCGUUUCUCUGAAGGUCCGAGCUCUCUGGCACCAUCCUGACAUUUAGUAAGGAAUAUGUCUACAUGCCAUUACGAAUGGGGACAGGGAUGAGGUGAGCAGGGACAGAGGACAGGCCAACGAGGCGUUGAAAACAGGCGCCGUGCUUCUAGAACAAAAGCUCUGGGCCAGAAAGGCGAUUUGGCUGAGAAAUGAACAGGGCUGUCCUUCUAGCCCAGCUCCGCAUCUCCACAGCAGUGCGUGCCUUCUGUAGAGGAGAGAGGAAAACAGAGCAAGGAUGUGGCCUUUGGAUGCAGCCAGGGGGUUAGUGAAAGUGUUCCACAGACCAUAUAUGAGGCCGUUCAGAUCAGCAGUCACUUGGCCCUUAGAUCUUCAAACCCCACGUGUGAGCCUCAGGCUUAUGAACAUCACAGGCUACACCAUCCAGAAAUGAGCCCUGUGCUUUUCAUUAUCCGUGUUGAUAAAAAGCAAGUGAGUCUCCCAGCCUCACUCCCGCUUUUCUUUGAGGAGCUGUGAAUAGGUUUGGUCCCUCCAGUUCUCUCCCAGUCCUCAUCUAAUGCUCUUAAAAGAUUGCUGUCAAAAAAAAAAAAAAAAAAAUUGCUCUCAGUAGCCUGGCAUCCCUUUCCCAGUGUGCAACUGCAUGGACAUGCAGGGAGGUGAAGACAUGUGGGAACUAGAGAAUGUAAUGCCCCAUGUGAGUGUAGACAGGAAUCAGGAACUCGUUAGAAUGCUGGACCCUUCCCCAGAGGAUGGGUGGGGACAGGGGAGAGAAUGGAGGGGAGCUCAGAAACCUGCUAACCCGCACCCCCAGGUGACUGACAUGGGUGGUCCGAAAGUUAGAAACACUAAAAGUGUGGCAGUCCUAGGCAAUGGGGGGAGUGAGAAGAGCCUUUCUGAGAGGAUGUAUUGUUUUAAAAUCUCUAUUGUUGAGUUUUACAUCUGUCCCCUUUUCUUUCCCAUUGACCCCUUAUAGCCUGCCCCUGUGGGCGCCCCCCCCCCCCCCACUGCCUCAGGCCUCCACCCACCUAUUGGCUGUGUCCUUGGGUUAUGUAAAUGUGCAUACAAAUUCUUUGUUUGAUCUCUUCUCCCCCACCCACCCUCCCUCACCUUCCCUCUGAGAUUUGACAGUCUGUGUGUGUGUUUUAUGAAAACUUCAGCACACACCUGACUCACCCUCCGUUCAGGCCCUCCCACCUGCCAGGUACCAUUUAGGACUAGGCUUCCUUGUGUUUCAAUGAUUUAUCUUCUCAGUGCUCUUUGUUGCACGCUGAUCUAUUUGAAGGCCAGUGAGUUUGCAGCUCUGAGUCAAGCCCUGGUGCCCUGUAACAGCUGCCCCUCAUAGGGAAGGCAUAGCCUACUUUUUGAAUGGAAUCCCUGCAUUGCCACUAAGAGCUACCCAGUCUCCCAGGGAAAGACAGCAUCCUAAGCUGUAAUUAGAUCACACUUCAGUUAAUUGUCUGAGAAAACCCAGGGGUGGAUGUAGGCAGAGAUGCUAAUGAAGGAGAUGGGAGGAUUCUUGUUAGACUCCAUCCAUCUCACAGAUCGAACAGUUUAGCGGGGAGGGGGGGAGCAGGUGAGCCGUGGAAGCAGGACAGCUCUGCUUUGAAACUCCCUAUCUCCACGCCCCCCCCCCCCCCCCCCCCAAUUCUCAUCCCAGGCCCAGAAGUAGGUUUGCAGCUGCCUUUGAAAGAUUAUGCCCCUUAGCCCUGCCCGCCCACCCGCACCAGCUGGGACACUGUAGACGCAGCUCUGUGCAGCCUGACCUCUGAGUAGCCCGGAUGUACAGGUGUACCUCAACUCACGUAACAGCCAUGCUCCUAAUGUUGUAUGGACAUUUUUAUAAUUCAGCUCAUCUCCUGACUGUACUUGAGAAGCUGGCUACUUAAAGGAACCCAGAGGUGAAUUCUUUUGUAAAGAAUCCUUUUGUAAUGCAACUAAUUGUCCCUUACUGUAUCUGUUUUGUAAGUUUGGAUUUUUGUAUAUUGGGUUUACCUUAAGCUUCUCUACUGAGGCAUUGUGAGCAGGGUGAUGGCGUGGCAGGCCGCCCUGCCUCUCCACAGAGCAGAUGGCCUGUGCACAGCUCCUGGGGUGUCCCCUGAGCAAUUGCUUGGCCAGAGCUGGGGCCUGCAUGCGGCAGUCAGCAGCAGGGAGGGGCUGGCAGCAGGCUCACUGCCAUCAGCUCUGCCUGAGAUGCCUCUGGGUCUGGGUACAGAAAAACAAAGCAUCUUUGCUUGUGGUGAAAUGAAGCAGUCUUCAUACUUCGUAGUGAUUAUUUUUAUCGGCAGUGAUUGAACAGUGUUUUGCAAUUUGUGAAACAGUGUGCUGUGUUUUGUAAAACGAUUUCAUGAAACGGUGGGUGCUUUGGAAACCCUCCUUUCUGUUCUGCUCCACCUGUUCCAUGCCCCAGGCUCCGAACACGAGACCAGUCCUCAGGCGGAGGCGGUGUGGCUAAAGGUGUAAAGCAGGCUGCUGCUUUCCUCCUCUUGUGGGCUCUUAGGAGAUUGGGAUGGCCAGUCUUUCCAAGCCCUGGCAUUGGUAAACCUGAGAUAUGGCAUGAUGUCGCACACCCCCACCGUUUUCCAAGGCAUUCCUGGCACAGGAAGCGCACAGUAAAGCAUCUGUGCUUUACUGAGAACAGAUCGUUCGUGUACAUAGUAGUCAGGGCCUGUGAGUGGGGAUGCUUCGAGGUAGAAAACAAGGGAUUCUUCCUACAGUGAGAGACAAGUUGGGAGAGUGUCCGGGACAGACAGACAAGUGAGGCAGCUACAGGGGCCAGUCAGUUGAGGUCUUUAAUGUGCCUGGAGGUGACUCUCUUCAUUACUCAUGGAUCUUGCUGUCCCACCAGCUCUGUAAGGAUCUGCAGCUUCCAUGCCAACCGGACAAGUGGUAAGUGGAGCCACUACCAAGAACAGCUUUGCUACAUGGGCAGCAAGCUUCUCAGGGUUGGUGGGGGUCUGUCAGAGCCUUGUAGCUAGCGAGCACAUCUGGGUGUAGAGAGAGAAGGAAGAGGAAGGAAAUGACUUAAGAGCCUCUCUUCCUCCCAACUCAGAUGUUUGAUCAGGAAACCAGGAAACCCAACUAGUCUCCAGAAUAAACUGCUUUCUAGUCAUCAAAACCACUUCACCGCCUUCACUGUUUAGUUGUUCCUUCCGUCACCCACCGACGCCAUCCAUUGAAUCCAGGAUUCCCUCACUUUUAGUUUAGUUCUUAAUCGUUUUAUGAAAAUAAUGUACUUAAAAGUAUUUUCUUAAGGUUUGUAUGAGUGUUUGCAUUGUGUGUUCAUUUUAAUGUGUUUGCGAUCGCUCCGCUCCAGGAAGACCUGCGAUGCUGUCUUGUGAGCAUGACGUGAACAGGCUGCUUUGCUCCGGCCACUUUUCUUGUACAACCACGUGGGUGGAGGAGAUGUCCUCCAGUCUUUUCCAUCUUUAGUUUCUAUGACUGUGGAAUAAACGUUCAGAUAGAGACUUCA
Pipistrellus kuhlii (Kuhl's pipistrelle) is the source of this 8154-nucleotide messenger RNA. It is a transcript of the gene GRIN3A, whose product is annotated as glutamate ionotropic receptor NMDA type subunit 3A. Gene Ontology annotation, biological process: ionotropic glutamate receptor signaling pathway; monoatomic ion transport; modulation of chemical synaptic transmission. The transcript has 9 exons. Gene Ontology annotation, molecular function: transmitter-gated monoatomic ion channel activity involved in regulation of postsynaptic membrane potential; NMDA glutamate receptor activity. Bases 773 to 4120 code for a protein of 1115 amino acids. The record is from RefSeq and is a predicted model, not a curated record. Gene Ontology annotation, cellular component: plasma membrane; postsynaptic membrane. NCBI's taxonomy places the organism in Eukaryota, Metazoa, Chordata, Mammalia, Chiroptera, Vespertilionidae.